Melampsora larici-populina 98AG31 is the source of this 1533-nucleotide messenger RNA. RefSeq lists its product as uncharacterized. The transcript has a single exon. Lineage: Eukaryota; Fungi; Basidiomycota; Pucciniomycetes; Pucciniales; Melampsoraceae. The record is from RefSeq and is a predicted model, not a curated record. The coding region runs from base 1 to 1533 and encodes 510 amino acids.
AUGGCAUUCUUGGCAUACCCCAAUGUCAGAGUCUUGCAAUUAUUCAAGGCCGGUAAGUAUGCUGAAGGGCAGGCCUUACUCAACCACCUGAUGAACCUCGCACACCCGGGCGCAAUGGAAGGUUCAGCCCCUGAGGGUAGUGGCACAAUAAACCCGAUCCAAGGCGGUAGCGGCAUUGCUAGGUCAAGACCACAAUGGUUGAUACAAGAGGACCCCACGCUGAGCUCAAGUGACCUGAGCAACCUCACUUUUGCAAAGCGGCUAAGGCAGAGGGAUCCCCUGACAGCCACUGCAAUACACCCCACCCUGAGGUCUAGAGGGGCGGCAGUAUCCCAGCAUCCAACAAGAUCAUCCAGUCGACUUCACCCAAUCUUUGAUCAGCAACCCCAAGUCGGACAGUUGUCAGCAAACACGGUCACUCACCAGACACCACUUGCAAACGUCUUGAGAGAGCCACCAGCAGGUGUCGCGGAAACAAACAUCAAACUAGAACUUUGGGAAGAGGCGCAGGUGAAGGUGCUGAUGACUUCAAAGAAAGGCAGGCUGGUACUGAAGAAGGGAGAUGUGGUAGAAAAUGGUCUAUACUUGGUGGCGGAUCCUACCAAUGAAAUGGAGAAAGGUUUAACACCCUUGUCCCCGGUGCUAACACACUGGCUGCGUACCUUCAAGUCGUACAUCCCCCUGACUGUAUUCAACCGGGUCUUCCUGAUUGACAACCAGCAGGAGUGGAGCCGUAGGAAAGCGCCUUCGGAGCCGAAGAUCAAGGACGGAGCAUCUUCAUUACGGGUCUAUGGCGGAGCUCCCCCUCCAGAGGAACUAACAAUGCAAUUUGAGCAUUGGAUUGACGACAUUGGCCUCUUCAUAAAAUAUGUGACGUUGGAGGUAUGGGAGACUCUGGCAAAAAGUUUCAAAGGACAUAGAGAGGUGGUAAUGGAGCUUUGGGAGUCAUAUGGAUGGAUGAUAGCACUUUGCUACUGUUGUCGCCUGAGACAGGGGAUGAUGCAUGAGACCGUGGACAACAGGAUCAAGCAUUGUAGUACUUUACAGUCAGCAAUCUUUGAUGAGGCACGCCUGAUGGCAGACUCACUGAACAAACGUGCAUACCGGACCAAUCCGUACGCGCCAGAUGGACCCCUUGCACACCUCAACCCUCUCACAGGCCUGCCAAGAGUAACAAAUUCAUCAGCAAGCAGUAGGAAACCGGUAACAGAGGUGAAGGCGUACUCAAAGACCAAGCUGAGGGGGGUAACCAGUACAAGAAAGGACACAGACUGGAUCCCUUUUUCAGAAUGGGAGCUGAUGAGCCAGGAGCAGAAGAGGGAGGCGAAGCAAGGUAUGAUCAAAGAAAAAUGUAUGAUCAAAGCGGUGGUUCAAGUCGGUCAAGAGACUACGGUCAGUAUAGAGGACAGGAGCAUGAGGGGAGAGAAGACCGUGGGACUCACAAGUGUUGUAGCAGGUCUAGAAGAAGGAGCCCAGGAGGAGGCAGGCAAAAGAAGCCAGGUAGUGGAGGUAGACAUCAGUGAUCUUACCUAG